Hippopotamus amphibius kiboko is the source of this 8926-nucleotide messenger RNA. It is a transcript of the gene PLXNA1, whose product is annotated as plexin A1. The coding region runs from base 383 to 6055 and encodes 1890 amino acids. NCBI's taxonomy places the organism in Eukaryota, Metazoa, Chordata, Mammalia, Artiodactyla, Hippopotamidae. Gene Ontology annotation, molecular function: protein binding; semaphorin receptor activity. The record is from RefSeq and is a predicted model, not a curated record. The transcript is spliced from 32 exons. Gene Ontology annotation, biological process: negative regulation of cell adhesion; regulation of cell migration; semaphorin-plexin signaling pathway involved in axon guidance. Gene Ontology annotation, cellular component: semaphorin receptor complex.
AGCCGCGGGCCCCGUGCCUCUCAGAUAGGGGAAGUCACCCACAGUCAGUCACGAGGACCCAGGCCCGGCUCCCCCUUUCCUGGCUGCAGCUCCGUGUCCCUGGCUGGUGGUCCUUUUGGGCAGCUCUGUUGGGGGAGGGGCAGUGGGCCCUAGGCCAGGCGGGAGUUUGGACGGUGCUUCUUCAGCUGGGUUCCUCCUGUUUAAUAUAAAAAGUAGGGCUCGUAAUUGCAUUAAGACGUGUAUAAUUAUCCCGGAGGAGGGGAGAGCCCAGCCCCUGGUAAUUGCAGGCCUGCUUUGAACUGAUAAACGGGCUGAGGCUCCCAGCUCCGUCGCGCGCGUCCCUGCAGGACCUGAGCGCCUUGGCGCGAGGCCCCAACCUGUCAUGCCGUGGCCACGUCCGAGCCGGCAGGCCCUGCCGCCGCUGCCGCUGCUGCUGCUGCUGCUCGGGGGCGCGCCCCGGGCGGGCGGGGGUCCGCAGCCCCCCUUCCGCACGUUCACAGCCGGCGACUGGGCCCUCACCCACCUGGUGGUCCACGAGCAGACGGGCGAGGUGUACGUGGGCGCCGUGAACCGCAUCUACAAGCUGUCGGGGAACCUGACGCUGCUGCGGGCGCACGUGACGGGCCCCGUGGAGGACAACGAGAAGUGCUACCCGCCGCCCAGCGUGCAGUCCUGCCCGCACGGCCUGGGCAGCACCGACAACGUCAACAAGCUGCUGCUGCUGGACCAGGCCGCCAACCGCCUGCUGGCCUGCGGCAGCGCCUCUCAGGGCAUCUGCCAGUUCCUGCGCCUGGACGACCUCUUCAAGCUGGGAGAGCCCCACCACCGCAAGGAGCACUACCUGUCGGGCGUGCGCGAGGCGGGCAGCAUGGCCGGCGUGCUGAUCGCCGGGCCGCCCGGCCAGGCGCAGGCCAAGCUCUUCGUGGGCACGCCCAUCGACGGCAAGUCUGAGUACUUCCCCACGCUGUCCAGCCGCCGGCUCAUGGCCAACGAGGAGGACGCGGAGAUGUUCGGCUUCGUGUACCAGGACGAGUUCGUGUCCUCGCAGCUCAAGAUCCCCUCGGACACGCUGUCCAAGUUCCCGGCCUUCGACAUCUACUACGUGUACAGCUUCCGCAGCGAGCACUUCGUGUACUACCUCACCCUGCAGCUGGACACGCAGCUGACCUCGCCCGACGCCGCCGGCGAGCACUUCUUCACGUCCAAGAUCGUGCGCCUGUGCGUGGACGACCCCAAGUUCUACUCCUACGUGGAGUUCCCCAUCGGCUGCGAGCAGGCAGGCGUGGAGUACCGCCUGGUGCAGGACGCCUACCUGAGCCGGCCCGGCCGCGCCCUGGCCCGCCAGCUGGGCCUGGCCGAGGACGAGGACGUGCUGUUCACCGUGUUCGCCCAGGGCCAGAAGAACCGCGUGAAGCCGCCCCGGGAGUCGGUGCUGUGCCUGUUCACGCUCAGGGCCAUCAAGGAGAAGAUCAAGGAGCGCAUCCGGUCGUGCUACCGUGGCGAGGGCAAGCUCUCGCUGCCCUGGCUGCUCAACAAGGAGCUGGGCUGCAUCAACUCGCCCCUCCAGAUCGACGACGGCUUCUGCGGGCAGGACUUCAACCAGCCGCUGGGCGGCACCGUCACCAUCGAGGGGACGCCCCUGUUCGUGGACAAGGAUGACGGCCUGACCGCCGUGGCCGCCUACGACUACCGGGGCCGCACCGUGGUGUUCGUGGGCACGCGCAGCGGCCGCAUCCGCAAGCUCCUGGUGGACCUGGCGAGCCCCGGCGGCCGGCCGGCCCUGGCCUACGAGAGCGUGGUGGCCCAGGAGGGCAGCCCCAUCCUGCGCGACCUGGUCCUCAGCCCUGACCGCCGGUACCUGUACGCCAUGACGGAAAAGCAGGUGACGCGGGUGCCCGUGGAGAGCUGCGUGCAGUACACGUCGUGUGAGCUGUGCCUGGGGUCACGGGACCCCCACUGCGGCUGGUGUGUCCUGCACAGCACCUGCUCCCGCCAGGACGCCUGCGCGCGGGCGGCCGAGCCCCAGCGCUUCGCCGCAGACCUGCUGCAGUGCGUGCAGCUGACCGUGCAGCCCCGCAACGUGUCCGUGACCACGUCGCAGGUUCCGCUCGUGCUGCAGGCCUGGAACGUGCCUGACCUCUCGGCCGGCGUCAGCUGCUCCUUCGAGGACUUCACCGAGUCCGAGGGCGUCCUGGAAGACGGCCGGGUCCGCUGUCGCUCUCCCUCCGCGCGGGAGCUGGCGCCCAUCACACGGGGCCAGGGAGACCAGCGGGUGGUCAAGCUCUACCUGAAGUCCAAGGAGACGGGCAAGAAGUUUGCGUCCGUGGACUUCGUUUUCUACAACUGCAGCGUCCACCAGUCCUGCCUGGCCUGCGUCAGCGGCUCCUUUCCCUGCCACUGGUGCAAGUACCGUCACGUGUGCACACACAACGCCGCCGACUGCGCCUUCCUGGAGGGCCGCGUCAACGUGUCCGAGGACUGCCCGCAGAUCCUGCCCUCCACCCAGAUCUACGUGCCGGUGGGCGUGGUGAAGCCCAUCACCCUGGCGGCCCGGAACCUGCCACAGCCGCAGUCGGGCCAGCGGGCGUACGAGUGCCUGUUCCACCUCCCAGGGGGCCCAGCCCGCGUCGCUGCCGUGCGCUACAACAGCUCCAGCCUGCAGUGCCAGAACUCCUCGUACUCCUACGAGGGCAACGACGUCAGCGACCUGCCCGUGAACCUGUCCGUGGUGUGGAACGGCCACUUUGUCAUUGACAACCCGCAGAACAUCCAGGCCCACCUGUACAAGUGCCCGGCCCUGCGGGAGAGCUGCGGCCUUUGCCUCAAGGCGGACCCGCGCUUCGAGUGCGGCUGGUGCGUGGCCGAGCGCCGCUGCUCCCUGCGCCCCCACUGCCCCGCGGACUUGCCCGCCGCCUGGAUGCACGCGCGCCACGGCAACAGCCGCUGCACCGACCCCAAGAUCCUCAAGCUGUCCCCCGAGACGGGCCCGCGGCAGGGAGGCACGCGGCUCACCAUCACGGGCGAGAACCUGGGGCUGCGCUUUGAGGACGUGCGGCUGGGCGUGCGCGUGGGCAAGGUGCUGUGCAGCCCGGUGGAGAGCGAGUACAUCAGCGCGGAGCAGAUCGUCUGCGAGAUCGGGGACGCGAGCACGGUGCGCGCCCACGACGCCCUGGUGGAGGUGUGCGUGCGGGACUGCUCCCCCCACUACCGCGCCCUGUCGCCCAAGCGCUUCACCUUCGUGACGCCGACCUUCUACCGUGUGAGCCCUGCCCGCGGGCCUCUCUCGGGGGGCACCUGGAUUGGCAUCGAGGGCAGCCACCUGAAUGCGGGCAGCGACGUGGCUGUGUCUGUCGGCGGGCGGCCCUGCUCCUUCUCCUGGAGGAAUUCCCGGGAGAUCCGGUGCCUGACGCCCCCUGGACAGAGCCCUGGCAGCGCCCCCAUUGUCAUCAGCAUCAACCGCGCUCAGCUCACCAACCCCGAGGUCAAGUACAACUACACUGAGGACCCCACCAUCCUGAAGAUCGACCCCGAGUGGAGCAUCAACAGCGGAGGGACCCUCCUGACGGUCACGGGCACCAACCUGGCUACUGUCCGCGAACCCCGCAUCCGGGCCAAGUACGGAGGUGUCGAGAGGGAGAACAGCUGCCUGGUGCACAACGACACCACCAUGGUGUGCCGGGCCCCGUCGGUGGACAACCCCGCGCGCAGCCCGCCCGAGCUGGGGGAGCGGCCGGACGAGCUGGGCUUCGUCAUGGACGACGUGCGGGCCCUGCUGGUGCUCAACGCCUCGUCCUUCCUCUACUACCCGGACCCCGUGCUGGAGCCGCUCAGCCCCACCGGCCUCCUGGAGCUGAAGCCCAGCUCGCCCCUCAUCCUCAAGGGCCGCAACCUGCUGCCGCCGGCGCCCGGCAACUCGCGGCUCAACUACACGGUGCUCAUCGGCUCCACGCCCUGUGCCCUCACCGUGUCGGAGACGCAGCUGCUCUGCGAGUCACCCAACCUCACCGGGCAGCACAAGGUCACGGUCCGGGCCGGCGGCUUCGAGUUCUCGCCGGGGGUGCUGCAGGUGUACGCGGACAGCCUGCUGACGCUGCCCGCCAUCGUGGGCAUCGGCGGGGGCGGGGGCCUCCUGCUGCUGGUCAUCGUGGCCGUGCUCAUCGCCUACAAGCGCAAGUCGCGGGACGCCGACCGCACCCUCAAGCGCCUGCAGCUCCAGAUGGACAACCUGGAGUCCCGCGUGGCCCUGGAGUGCAAGGAAGCCUUUGCAGAGCUGCAGACGGACAUCCACGAGCUGACCAACGACCUGGACGGCGCGGGCAUCCCCUUCCUGGACUACCGCACGUAUGCCAUGCGGGUCCUCUUCCCCGGCAUCGAGGACCACCCCGUGCUCAAGGAGAUGGAGGUGCAGGCCAACGUGGAGAAGUCGCUGACGCUGUUCGGGCAGCUGCUGACCAAGAAGCACUUCCUGCUGACCUUCAUCCGCACGCUGGAGGCCCAGCGAAGCUUCUCCAUGCGGGACCGUGGCAACGUGGCCUCACUCAUCAUGACGGCCCUGCAGGGCGAGAUGGAGUACGCCACGGGCGUGCUCAAGCAGCUGCUGUCCGACCUCAUUGAGAAGAACCUGGAGAGCAAGAACCACCCGAAGCUGCUGCUGCGCCGGACCGAGUCGGUGGCAGAGAAGAUGCUGACCAACUGGUUCACCUUCCUCCUGUACAAAUUCCUCAAGGAGUGCGCCGGGGAGCCGCUCUUCAUGCUCUACUGCGCCAUCAAGCAGCAGAUGGAGAAGGGCCCCAUCGACGCCAUCACGGGCGAGGCGCGCUACUCCCUGAGUGAGGACAAGCUCAUCCGCCAGCAGAUCGACUACAAGACGCUGACCCUGAACUGCGUGAACCCCGAGAACGAGAACGCGCCCGAGGUGCCGGUGAAGGGGCUCAACUGCGACACGGUGACGCAGGUCAAAGAGAAGCUGCUGGACGCCGUGUACAAGGGCGUGCCCUAUUCCCAGCGGCCCAAGGCCGGGGACAUGGACCUGGAGUGGCGCCAGGGCCGCAUGGCCCGCAUCAUCCUGCAGGACGAGGACGUCACCACCAAGAUCGACAACGACUGGAAGAGGCUCAACACGCUGGCGCACUACCAGGUGACGGACGGGUCCUCGGUGGCCCUGGUGCCCAAGCAGACGUCCGCCUACAACAUCUCCAACUCGUCCACCUUCACCAAGUCGCUCAGCAGAUACGAGAGCAUGCUGCGCACGGCCAGCAGCCCCGACAGCCUGCGCUCGCGCACGCCCAUGAUCACGCCCGACCUGGAGAGCGGCACCAAGCUGUGGCACCUGGUCAAGAACCACGACCACCUGGACCAGCGCGAGGGCGACCGUGGCAGCAAGAUGGUCUCGGAGAUCUACCUGACCCGGCUGCUGGCCACCAAGGGCACGCUGCAGAAGUUCGUGGACGACCUCUUCGAGACCAUCUUCAGCACGGCGCACCGGGGCUCGGCCCUGCCGCUGGCCAUCAAGUACAUGUUCGACUUCCUGGACGAGCAGGCCGACCAGCACCAGAUCCACGACGCGGACGUGCGCCACACCUGGAAGAGCAACUGCCUGCCCCUGCGCUUCUGGGUGAACGUGAUCAAGAACCCGCAGUUCGUGUUCGACAUCCACAAGAGCAGUAUCACGGACGCCUGCCUGUCGGUGGUGGCCCAGACCUUCAUGGACUCCUGCUCCACGUCCGAGCACAAGCUGGGCAAGGACUCGCCCUCCAACAAGCUGCUCUACGCCAAGGACAUCCCCAACUACAAGAGCUGGGUGGAGAGGUACUACGCCGACAUCGCCAAGAUGCCCGCCAUCAGCGACCAGGACAUGAGCGCGUACCUGGCUGAGCAGUCGCGGCUGCACCUGAGCCAGUUCAACAGCAUGAGUGCCCUGCACGAGAUCUACUCCUACAUCACCAAGUACAAGGACGAGAUGCUGACGGCGCUGGAGAAGGACGAGCAGGCGCGGAGGCAGCGGCUGCGGAGCAGGCUGGAGCAGGUGGUGGACACCAUGGCCCUGAGCGGCUGAGCCGCCGCGGCGGGAGUGGCGUGAGAGGGCCCCCGGGGGGCCCCUGGGCGGCGGCCAGAGCUGGGGGGGUCCGCGGAGGCCCAGCCGUGCCGGGUGCCCUGCGCCGGGGCCGGGUGUGCGGUCCUGUCCCCUGGCCUCCCCGUCCCCUUCCCGCCUGUGGAGGUCCCGGUUCUGAACUGGUGUGGGUGAGACGGUGCCCGCCGCACUCUCCGUGCCCAGAGUGCUGCCCACGGGGUGGGAGCCCCGGUGUGACCAGGGCCUUCUCGGGCCAGUAGGGUGACUGCGGAGGCCCCGGGGCGAGGCGGAGCCCUCCGGGAGGGAGAGGCCGGUCUGCCGAGGUCAGCGGGGCCGGCCCGGGGGCUGGGAGGGGUCCGCCACUGCGCCGGCUUCCUGGGCAGAGUCUGAGAGCCGGGGCCUGGCUGCAGGCCUGGGUGGGGAGACAGAACGGCCGUCGCCACCCGCCUGCCACGUGCCGCUGCACCGCCGCCACCGUCCUCCGAUUCACCGCGUGCUCUCCGCGGCCGAGGCCGGAGCGCCCCGUCGACCUCGCCCAGGGAGAGGCCCCCGGCUCCCUCCUAUGGAGGGGCUGCAGGACGGCUCCACGCGGGGCCCAAGUGACUUCCGGGAGGACCGGGAUCCCGUCUGUCCUCAGGGCUGUGCCUCGGGGAGCCGCGGGGGCCGGGGGCUCCGGGGCUUGAGCGCACGUCCCCCUUAUUUAUUCCCCGCCCCGGGCUGAGCUCUCGGCCGUGGAGGUCCCUUCUCCCCCGCCGCGGCUUCCGUCUGGCCCCUCGGCGGCGUGCCGGCCCCUUGGGGGGGGGGGGGGACGACGUCUGGGGGGCGUUGCUCGCCUCGCAGGGGAGCGAGGGGUUCCUGCUGUGCUCUGCUCGGGCGGCCGGGGCUGUGGGGGCCUCGGGCCACACCCACGGGGCUGGCUGAGAGCAGGACGCCGUGACCGGAGGGCCUAGAGACAGGGUCUGCCCACCCGGCCCUCGGUGAGCGAGAGAACACGUUUUUAAUUAAAGAACCUGUAGAUAUAUAUACAUAUAUAUAUAUAUAUAUAUGUGGCUCUAGCCUGUCUCCAGCCCCAGUGGGGUCCUGUAUAGUUUAUUGGAGGAGGAGCGGUUUCACAGCUUAGGUAAGAGUUGAGGCAGCGGGAGAGCCGUACCCAGUGGCCGUGGAGACCGCGGCCGGGGCCUCCCUGCCGGCGCACCCCGACGCCCCUGCCCUCAGCCCGCAGGUCGUCCUGUUUCCGUCUUGACGUGAGAAGGAGAGGCCUCCGCGGGCCGAGAGCUCCCUGGACGCGGGCGUGGGCUCCUGCAUGACUGUACUAGCGUGUAGUCUGACUUGAUCUUUUUAAAACUGCAAGUGUUGGAUAGUAGAGAUUGUUAGGCCCUUUUUUUCAUGCUUUUUAAUUAAGGAGUCACUCGUGAAGGCAGUGGCUCGUCCCCUUUUCAAUUCACUUUUUUGACGGUACUCCAGAUUCCCACGGACUUUAAGGGACAGCUAACUGUGGCCGGCCCUGUGCCCCCGGCCCCCCGGCCCGCGUCCUCCCACGAGCAGCGUGAGCCAGAGCGCACGUCUCCGUCCGCGGAGGAGCUGCUCCCUUGCGGGAGGAGGGGGUGAAAUCUGCCACCUCCUGACUCAGGAAGCUCCUGGAAGUGGGGAGCAGGGGGUCCCUGGGCCCCGUGGGCGCUGAGCAGGGCUUGGGCCCCCCGCGCGGUGAUGUCCAGCGGGAGCUCAGGCUGGGUGGGCACUGGCCGGGCCUGGGUUCUCUCCGGGGUCCGUCCCCACGCGGGUCUCACUCCCCCCGAGUCUUCCCUGAAGCUGCUUCCGAUCGAAGCCCCCGUUCUUCCGGCCCCCGCUCGGGUCGAGGGGCCCCUGUGCCGCCCGCUCCAGAAUCCAGUCCCAGCCCCGCUUCCUGGGGCCUCCCCGGCCCCCGUGCUCGCCCCGUGGCUGGCGGUGAUGACGGUGGUGACGCAGGAGGGGGGGCGCCCCCUGCCCUGCCGGGCGUGCAGCCCUGGAGCGCGUGCGGGGGUCAGGUGCAAGCACUUUAGCGCUGUCUGUUUACACACGAGCCGAUCGCUGACCUGAGCCUGCUGUCCACCCAGCAGCACGGCCGCACCAUCCUCCCCCGGGGCUGGAGUCAGGCCGAGUCCUCCCCACACGUCCCCACGGUCCUCCCACCUCCGUCGUGCCCAGCGCCACCUCCCUGUCCUCCUGCCAGGCGUUGCGACCCCAGACUCUGGCUCCGGCCUCAGGGCGGCCCGAGCACGGGGUGGGAGGCCUGCUCUGUGCAGGAGGGUGGUCCCAGGCCCCCCUGCAGUCCCAGGGCCGGGGCUGUGCCCGGAUGCCGCCCCCGCCCCCCGCCCUGGACCCCCCUGCCGCCCUCGCCCGCACGCGUCUCAGGAGCGCCAGGGGCGGCGCGGCCUCGGUCGGAGCCUGGCCUCUCCAUAUACCUCGCGCUUGUCCGCACGCCCUGACCCGGGCCCGGCCCCCGGGAGAGGGCCCCUCCCCGCUCUGCCCGUGCGGAGCGAGCCCCACCUGGCUCUCCCCCCAGUGCUGGAGCCGCGGGCUCACGCCGUUGGUGCUACACAAGCUAGAAUAGAUAUAUUUAGAGAGAGAGAGAUAUUUUUAAGACAAAGCCCGCAAUUAGCUGUCCUUUAAUGCCGCAGAGACCCCACCCAAGAGACGCGCGAUCGAUCGCUCCGUGGCCUGAGCGGCCCCCCUGCCGCCGCCUCUCCGCGGGGCGCUGUGGCUCACGGGGUCAGCUUGCAGGUUGUGUAAAUACACGGCUGUUUCCUAUUUUACUGUCUCGGAUUUAGUACUUGUAAAUACACACACGUUAAGGAGAGAGUAAACAUUUUUGCUAAA